This is a messenger RNA of Baudoinia panamericana UAMH 10762, 3540 nucleotides long. RefSeq lists its product as uncharacterized. The annotation marks the transcript as partial. The transcript has a single exon. Lineage: Eukaryota; Fungi; Ascomycota; Dothideomycetes; Mycosphaerellales; Teratosphaeriaceae. The record is from RefSeq and is a predicted model, not a curated record. Gene Ontology annotation, molecular function: tRNA binding. Gene Ontology annotation, cellular component: cytosol; elongator holoenzyme complex. Gene Ontology annotation, biological process: tRNA wobble base 5-methoxycarbonylmethyl-2-thiouridinylation.
GUGAUAGCAUCUGGACCGACCAAGGCCAACCCCACGAUAACGUUGAGACAUCUGAGCCAAGACGCAGUGACUGUGGACUCAGCGCAGACUAUAGCUGUCUGGGAUGCUGACCCUUCAGCUCAAUUAAGGAGCCUUCACUGUUUCGCAGACUCGCGAACGAUAACUCUAGUACUCGCCAACGGAGACAUCAUUACUGUUCGCCAGGAACCUCUACCUGGCGAGGAACAGAUAGAGAUUGUCGGGUCCGUUGACGCUGGCAUUUUGGUGGCGUCAUGGAGUCCGGACGACGAGUUACUUGCCAUUGCCACCAAUGCGGGGACGUUGCUCGUCAUGACAAGAGACUUUGAGCUGACCGCUAAUGUAACACUUGCAGCGGACGACGUCGAGGUAUCCGAUCAUGUCUCUGUGGGUUGGGGUAAGAAGGAGACCCAGUUCAAAGGUCGUGGCGCAGCGAAGACAUUGCGUGAUCCAACUAUGCCGGAGCAUGUCGAUGAAGGCAAGCUUAGCCCGCUCGACGACGGUCGUGUAGCGCUUUCCUGGAGAGGUGACGGACAGUAUUUUGCCAUGAACUCAAUACUCGAAGGCGCGAGCCGCAGGCGUCUUGUAAGGGUCUAUAGCCGCGAAGGGGUGCUCGAAAGUGUAUCAGAGCCCGUAGAUGGGUUGGAGGGUGCACUUAGCUGGAAGCCCAGUGGACAAGUACUAGCGGGCAUACAGCGACUCGACGACCGUCUAAAGGUAGUCUUUUUCGAACGCAACGGUCUCCGUCAUGGAGAGUUCGAUCUCCGCCUUAGCAAGGAGGAAGCAGAGGUACUGAGGAGCAGCGUUACGCUGAGCUGGAACAGUGACUCUUCGGUGCUUGCGGUGAAUCUGAUCGACAGAAUUCAGCUUUGGACCGUGGGCAACUACCAUUGGUACUUGAAGCAAGAGGUCCGCUUCGCGCUAAAUGAGCACGGUGAUAUGACGCAUCUGGGUAUGAAGUGGCAUCCAGAGAAAGCUUUGGAUUUGGCAUGUUACAACAACACAGACGUCAGGCUCAUUAGCUGUUCAUUUGCUAUCGCGCGUGGCUCUGUAACACCGCCCAAUGAUCAUGGGCUUGUGGCGGUGAUUGAUGGGAAACGGCUAAAGAUCACGCCUCUACGAUAUGCGAACGUGCCACCGCCGAUGGCAUUCGACGAGCUUGAGCUUCAUGAACCAGCCGCAGAGGUGUCGUUCGACAGUACCGGAACGACAAUCAUUGUCCGUCAUGGCAACGGAGAAGUCUCGGAAUGGUCUUGCGAUUAUAGUCGUAAACCUGUCAAGAAGGCUACACUGCUGCGCCGGAAUCACGAUUCGACGAAUUCGCAUUCUUCGAGUAACACUGACCGGUUACUCACCGGCGAGCGGGUUAUGCUAUCUGAGAACGGACUCCUUAGUAUCAGUGGCUCGAACAAUCUCCGCAUACCCGGCUGCACCUCGUACCUUGUGACAGAUACCCACCUUAUCUUCACCACCAGCAACCAUUUGGUGAAAUUCGUUCAUGUUCGGCGUGAUGGCAGCCUCGAAGUCCCACCUGACGAGCCGGAGAAGGACGAGCGGUGUCGCAGCAUCGAGCGAGGAGCGAAGAUUGUUACGGUAAUGCCCAGUACGUCCUCACUGGUGCUACAGAUGCCGCGUGGAAACCUCGAGACAGUCUAUCCUAGAGCACUUAUACUCUCAGCUGUUAGGGCGUGUAUCAAGAACAGGGACUACAAGAAGGCAUUCAUGACCUGCAGGACGCAUCGUGUAGACAUGAACAUCCUCCACGAUCAUGCGCCAGCUCAGUUCAUGGCACACGUGCCUCUGUUCCUGAAGCAGAUCAGGAAACCCGAGUACAUCGAUCUGUUCCUAAGCUCCUUGUCAGCCGAGGACGUUGCGGAGACGAUAUAUAAGGAGACACUGAAAUCUGAACCGGAGCAGACGGUUUUAAAUGGUGACGCGGCGAACAGCAUGGAAAUGCAUGCCUUCCUAAGAGCACAUUCGAAAGUGAACAAUAUUUGCGAAGCUUUCCUGCACGAAUUUAGAAAGCAAACAUCUCCGUCACUGCAGAACAUCGUCACCGCUUAUGUCUGCAAAAGUCCGCCAGAUCUGGAAGCUGGGCUGGCUCUUGUUUCAGAUUUGCGUACCCAAGGUACUCAAGAAGAGGUGGAGGCUGCCGUGGAACACAUCUGCUUCUUAGCAGACGUCAAUCAGCUGUACGAUACCGCCCUCGGACUGUAUGACCUUGAUGUUGCUUUACUUGUAGCUCAACAGUCCCAGAAAGACCCGCGAGAGUAUCUGCCAUACCUGCAAAGCUUGCGCGACAUGUCGCCGUUGCGGCAGCGAUUGGCCAUCGACAACGACCUCAAGAGAUACUUGAAAGCGUUGUCGCACCUAUAUGCGGCCGAUGCGUUUGACGAGCUCAAGGUCUACAUGGUCAAGCAUGAGCUGUACGGAGCAGCAAUUGAGUUGUACCGGUAUGAUGUUAGCAAAGUGGCUGAGCUUAUGCGUUUGUACGGCGACUCCAUGAGCGCUCGCAACCGCUUUAAGGAAGCUGGCAUUGCGUACGAGUUCGUGCACGACUAUGCUUCUGCGUACCAAGCGUAUCGUUCGUCAAGCUUAUGGCAGGAAUGCCUUGCCGCAGCGGCGUUGGUGCCGGUGAGCGAAGAGGAGCUGGCUACCCUAGCAAGAGAUCUAUCAGCAAGCCUUGAGGAGGCAAAAAACUUCAAAGCUGCAGCUACGGUACAUCUUGACUAUUUGGAUGAUGUCGACUCUGCGGUCAGAUUUCUGUGCAAGGCAUUCCAAUUCCCCGAAGCAAUUAGGUUGGUGGCACAUCGUCGUCGAUCGGAGCUCUUACGGUCUUCAAUAGAUCCAGGUCUUGUCGAAGUCUCUGCAAGCGUGACCGAGAUGUUGGCUGAAAUGAGGACGCAGCUUGCUGCGCAAGUGCCUCGCAUACGCGAUUUGCGGCAGAAGAAGGCUGAAGACCCUAUAGCCUUUAUUGACGGUGCUGACGGUGGCGAUGAGGACAUCCCAGAUAACCUCUCUCUUGCUCCAACCGAUGCCUCGACCACAGGAACUUUCAUGACUCGGUACACUAACCGGAGCACUGGCACACUUGCCACAAACGCCACGAGGAAGACUUCAAAGAACCGGCGAAGAGAGGAGCGUAAGCGGGCCAGAGGUAAGAAGGGGACCGUAUAUGAAGAGGAGUAUCUUGUAAACUCCAUAAUGCGGCUUGUAGAGCGACUCAACUCGACUGUGGAAGACGUCCAAAGGCUUGUAGAGGGCCUGAUGCGGCGAGCCAUGCGAGAGCGUGCCGUCGCGGUCGAGACGGCCAUGCAAGAGGCUUUGGAGGUAUGUAAGAAGAGCCUGGACGAGGUGUUCCCAUCCGAAGAGCGUAAGAAGGACGAGAUGAUCGAGCAGGCCGUGAAUGGAGAGGACCAGAGUCGUCCGUGGGGAGGGCAGGGUAUCCUUUGGGAUGCGCUCAAUGCAUCCGGACACAGUCACGAGCGCCCACUGCUCAAGGCCAUGGAACGCCUGUGCUUA